Molecule: messenger RNA, 1365 nt
Organism: Rhizopus microsporus ATCC 52813
Lineage: Eukaryota; Fungi; Mucoromycota; Mucoromycetes; Mucorales; Rhizopodaceae
Product: galactose oxidase
Exons: 6
Coding region: 1-1365 (454 amino acids)
Molecular function (GO): protein binding
Source: RefSeq, a predicted model, not a curated record
AUGCCACAACAUCGAUUACCUACUUCACCUAGUGUGUCGUCUUCGAGAUCGUCUUCUUUCACAAGAGUCUAUCAACGUCCAGAAUCACCUACGCUUCCUCCUGAAAACGAAGGUCGCUCAACUCGCUCUUAUGUUGAUUAUCAUGAUAAUCCCACUUCUCCUAGUCAUCCUACCAGGUCAAUGCCAGAUAUAGGCACAGCUACAAAAACAAAAUCUCGAACAAGAUCCAAAUCGAGACCAUCUGCCUCUAAUUCGACCACUUCUUCAAGAACAUCUAGAACCAAAUCAACCAAGCUUCACAAAACACCUGAUCAUUUGGCUACAGCUAUCGAAAUAAGUACGACAAAUGCUAUUUCCUCUCCUGCCCCUGCCGCAGGUAUGUAUUGGUCCCGUACGCUGACCUAUGGCAAGGGCCCUUCUCGCCCUUUACGUGCUCACACUGCAAACUUGAUUGGAGAUCGCUUAUUCGUUUUUGGUGGCUGUGACACAUCUUCCUGUUUUAAUACGCUUUAUAUUUUAGAUAUGGAUACUAUGAUUUGGUCAAAGCCACGUACUGUUCAUCCACAGUAUGGACCGCCUCCCUGCCGUGCUCACUCAUGCACGGUGGUUGAAAAAGACCUUGGAUAUGGUAAAAAGUCCCAUCAGCUCUAUUUCUUUGGAGGAGGUAACGGGCCAGAUUACUUUCAAGACGUUUAUGUAUUGGAUGCAGAAACCUUGACUUGGUCAAAACCAGAUAUUGAUCCACAAUCGAGACCUUCCAAGCGACGAGCUCACACGUCUUGCUUGUGGGAGAAUAAGUUGGUCAUCAUUGGCGGUGGUGAUGGUGCUCGUGCAUUAGAUGAUGUUUAUAUGCUAGAUAUUUCAAAACAAGGGCAACUGAGAUGGGAAAAAUUAGAAACUACCGGUCGUUGUCCUCCUGCUAGAGGUUAUCAUACGAGCAACCUUGUUAAAGAUAAAUUGGUUGUCUUUGGCGGUAGUGAUGGUCAUGAUUGUUUUGAGGAUAUCCAUGUCCUUGAUCUCAAAUCUGCAAAAUGGAGUCAAAUUGAAUUAGAUAAGAAAAUACCAAGAUUGGCACAUACUUCUACACAAGUUGGAUCCUAUGUUUUUGUUAUCGGAGGACAUGAUGGCAGACGGUAUUCUCAAGAAGUAUUGCUGUUUAACCUCGUGACCAUGAGCUGGGAAUCACGCAAGAUUUAUGGUGUAGCUCCCAACCCCCGUGGCUAUCAUACAACUGUUUUAUAUGAUUCUAGAUUAUAUGUACUAGGUGGAUAUGACGGAAAGAAUGUGUUUGACGAUGUACACAUGUUGGAAUUAAGUGCUUGCGCUUAUUUACCUCAAAUCACGAAUUUUGAAAUAGACGUUUAA